Molecule: messenger RNA, 2527 nt
Organism: Mastomys coucha (southern multimammate mouse)
Lineage: Eukaryota; Metazoa; Chordata; Mammalia; Rodentia; Muridae
Gene: Dbf4
Product: DBF4 zinc finger
Exons: 12
Coding region: 299-2311 (670 amino acids)
Biological process (GO): regulation of cell cycle phase transition; positive regulation of nuclear cell cycle DNA replication
Cellular component (GO): Dbf4-dependent protein kinase complex; nucleus
Molecular function (GO): zinc ion binding; nucleic acid binding; protein serine/threonine kinase activator activity
Source: RefSeq, a predicted model, not a curated record
GGGCAGGUGGGGCCUGCGCUGGGCCGGCCCCGGCGUAGGAAGGGCGGGGAAGGCGUCUGGGCGCCGCGGUCGCGUGACGCGUUUUCAAAUCUUUAACCGCCGCCUCUCCCACGUCGGAGCUACAGCCCCUUCCUGCUCCGAGGCUCCGCGCCGGAACCGGCCCUGAAAGUCGGCCAGCGUUCGCGGCCCCGCGUCGAGGCGCCCAGGCCAGGGCCGCCGGGCCCUUGGAGCUUUGUGCUCGCGGCCGUCCCCUGCGGCCCCCGGUGCGGACCCAGCAUGUAGGUGCCUGGUGGCUGCCAUGAGCCUGGAGACCAUGAGGAUCCACAGCAAAGCACCUCUCCCGGGUGGCAUCCAAGACAAAAAUGAAAAGAAUAGACCAUCCUUGAAAUCCCUGAAAGCUGAUAAUAGACUGGAAAAAUCCAAAUAUAAGCCGCUUUGGGGGAAAAUAUUUUACCUUGACUUGCCUUCUAUCACCAUAUGUGAGAAACUACAAAAAGAUAUAAAGGAACUUGGAGGGCGAGUUGAAGAAUUUCUCAGCAAAGAUAUCAGUUAUCUUGUUUCAAAUAAAAAGGAAGCAAAGUAUGCACAGACCUUGGGUCGAGUUUCUCCUGUACCAAGUCCAGAAUCUGCAUAUACUGCAGAAACCACCUCUCCUCAUCCCAGCCAUGAUGGAAGUUCCUUCAAGUCUCAAGACAGAGUGUGUUUGAGCCGAGGAAAGUUGUUAGCUGAAAAAGCUGUCAAGGAUCAUGAUUUUAUUCCCACUAAUAGUAUAUUAUCAAAUGCCUUAUCAUGGGGAGUAAAGAUUCUUCAUAUUGAUGACAUUCGAUACUACAUUGAACAGAAGAAAAAAGCAUUGACUGCACUCAAGAAAUCAAAUGCUUCUGGGAGGGAUGCGGGUAAAAAAGCUGGUUCUGGAAUACAAAAGACAAGAACAGGGAGACUCAAGAAGCCUUUUUUAAAGGUUGAAGAUGUGAACCGGUCUUACAGACCAUUUUACCUUCAGCUCCCCAGCAUGCCUUGCAUAAACUACUUUCUUCAGAAGCCCUGCAGUCCGUUUGAAAUAGAGAAGUCAUCCAGCAUCCAGAAACAAGCUCAGCCUAAACUCAGAAUUAAUACGGAUGGCGAUAAAUGUGGAACCCCAGUUCAACUCCAGUUGAAGGAAAAGAGAAAAAAAGGAUAUUGUGAAUGUUGCUUACAGAAAUAUGAAGAUCUCGAAACUCACCUUCUGAGUGAGAAACACAGGAACUUUGCACAGAGUAACCAGUAUCAAGUUGUUGACGAUAUUGUAUCUAAGUUAGUUUUUGAUUUUGUGGAAUAUGAAAGAGAUACUCCUAAAAAGAAAAGAAUAAAAUACAGUGUUGGAUCCCUUUCUUCUGUUUCUGCAAAUAUCCUGAAAAACACUGAACCAAAGGAGAAGCUACUAUUGGAGCCCAAUUUCCAGAAGGACGUAGAAGAAAGCAAUGGGCAGCUGCUUGAGCAGAAUUCUCAGUAUGAAGAAACCCAGAAACCUGAAGAAAAGCUUGUGUUUGCUUCAGAGCCCACAACCUAUUCUUCAACUGGAUUGAAAGGAUGUGAUGGGAAACCAGUGAGCAUGUUAAAGGCAAGUGAGCCUGACCUAAAGCAAGAUUGUGCACAGCUACCUCUGCAAGACAACACUCUGGAAGGCAUUCAUGAUGGUUCUGAACACAAGGUAACUGUAGAUAGAAAUGAUGGAGAACAGAGAGUAGGUACCACUCCAGGUGUGCCACAGUCAUGUGGACAAAUUUCUCAUCUCAGUACAGAAAGUAAUCUACCCCAACCAAAAUUAACUGCAGAUAUUAUACCGUUUUCAGCAAAAGAUCUGCAAGAUAAGGACCUUCAUGUUGUGAUAGGUCAUGAUUCUGACCCCGUGGUGGCAUUAAAUACAUCAAAAGAGCACCUAACAAUGAAGGCGAGAACUUCACCCUGUAGUCCUCAGGAGCCUCAUGAGUGUGACACUGAGAAUAUGGAGAAUUUGCCUUGUGGUAAGAUCCAGCGGAAAGUGAGAAUGUUAGGGCAAAAGAAAGCAAAUGUGGAACCAGGUGCUGAACUGGAUAAAAAGAGAACUGAGUAUCUUCCUGCACAUGAAGACAGAACUUGUGGGUCACCAGUACAGUCUCUAUUGGACCUUUUUCAGACAAGUGGGGAGAAAUCAGAAUUUUUAGGUUUUACAAGCUACACUGAAAACAGUGGAAUAUGUGAUGUUUUAGAUAUUUGGGAGGAAGAAAAUUCAAGUAGCCUGCUGUCAACAUUUUUUUCUUCCCCUUCAACUUCUGCAUUUGUUGGAUUUUAGUAUUUAAUGUGCUUUUCAGAAGUGACAACUAUAUUCCUGAAAUUUUAUAAAUAUAUAUAUAACUAGGAGUUGUUGGGGAUUGUUUUGUUUUUGCCAACUUUGUUUUAUGGAACCGUCUGUAAAUAUAUUAAUUAAGAUGAUGUUUGUAAUUUUUUAUAGGAUUGAGUAGCUGUUACAAAUUAUACAAUAAAAACUUGUCUUAUUUUAUAUUCCUGA